AAAUAAAUACCAAUCUUAUCGCAAUAAAGUAUAAACCGAGAAUUCUGUAGGUGUAUGUUCUCAGUUUAGGCAGAUUUAACCGGCAAGUGUUUAUACUUUCUAAUAGGUACAACAAUAUAAAAACCAUGUCUGACUCUGAAGAUGUGACGUUUAAAUGGAUAGAUGCCGAUGCUGACGCGAAUUUUAAGCUUGGAGAAGGUUCUGCUGGUGCGAAAUAUCGUUCAGAAACAGGAUCAGUAAAUUCACUAACUUCCCUCAAUCUCAUCAAUGUUGGCGCCAAAGCCGGCGUAAGCACAUUAAAGGUAGAAAAGAAAUACGGGAAUGGUACGGGGGCUCUGUCAGCACAAGGACCCAGCGCUUCCGGUGAUGUAGGAGCUGAAGCUAACCACAAACGCGUCGGAAUCGAUGCCAUGGCAGAAGCGAGCCUCGCUAAGGCCAAAGCAUCAGCAGGCUCAGCAUUUGCUGAAGCCAACUUGAACGCUAACACAGGUGCCAAAAUCGGAACAGACGGCGUCAAGUUUGGAAUUUUGGGGUUUGGAGCUACUUUAGGUGUGGGAGGGCGCCUUUCCCUUGAUACUCCCCUCGGAUCGCUCGGUGCUGAGGGUAAGAACGGAAGAUGCCCUGGGUGUAGGAAGAGACAUUGAAGACGGGUACUGGUCCGCUGAUUCUUCAUUGAGAUGUGGCGGCGGAGAUGGAGGAUGACUUGCCACGCAAACGCAUACAAAUACAAAAACACAUAGGAGCACAAAUUUAAAUAAAAAUGUUUAUUGUCCAUGAUUUCUUUAAAUGUCAUUAUUUCUAUUUAACUUUAACUUUAAUUUUAAUAAGUCUGUUCUUUUUUUUUUAUUUAAUAAAGCAUUGAGUAAUUUAACGUGGCUCGACUUUAUUAGCCGACUUUACAAAAAAAGUAGGAG
Molecule: messenger RNA, 914 nt
Organism: Psylliodes chrysocephalus
Lineage: Eukaryota; Metazoa; Arthropoda; Insecta; Coleoptera; Chrysomelidae
Source: the annotation of a GenBank genome assembly